Molecule: messenger RNA, 1452 nt
Organism: Pogonomyrmex barbatus (red harvester ant)
Lineage: Eukaryota; Metazoa; Arthropoda; Insecta; Hymenoptera; Formicidae
Product: zinc finger protein-like 1 homolog
Cellular component (GO): Golgi apparatus
Source: RefSeq, a predicted model, not a curated record
CUGCAAAGAAUUGUCAGACGACGUGGCCGAUGAUGGAAUAUGGUGGGCAGUGCAAAUAGAGCGGUAAUAUUAUCUUGAGUUUUUUCGAUAUGUUAUACAGCGAGAUUCAAUAAAGCGAGUAUUGUUGUGAGUUGAAAUCUCCGGCUGCGUUUCAACGUCGUUUCGUUUCCCUCGCUGUCGCACGACGUUGCAAUAUGGGCCUGUGCAAGUGUCCGAAAAGAAGAGUAACGAAUCAAUUUUGUUUUGAACAUCGCGUCAAUGUAUGCGAACAUUGCAUGGUCACAAGUCACCCGAAGUGUGUAGUGCAAUCAUAUUUACUAUGGCUUCAUGAUCAUGACUAUAAUCCAGUCUGUACGUUAUGUUCGGACAAACUAAACGAUGGCGAUUGUGUAAGAUUGACAUGUUAUCACAUGUUUCACUGGAUAUGUUUGGAUCGAUAUGCCAGAGAUUUGCCAGCAACUACUGCACCAGCAGGAUAUGCUUGUCCUACAUGUAGAGUGUGUAUCUUUCCACAGGCGAAACUGGUAUCACCAGUGGCAGAUGUUUUGAGAGAAAAAUUAGCCACUGUUAAUUGGGCUCGUGCUGGUCUUGGUUUACCAUUGCUAAGCGAUGACAGAGAACAAAAACCGGAACAGGAACGUUCUCCAAUAGUUGUAGAAAAUUCCCUGUUUCAAAAUCAUACAGUGGCUGCACCAUCGUCACCCACGGUGGCUGUAUCUCGUACGAGUAGUACCAUAAACUCAAAUUCCAUUGUCAGCAAUGUACAUACCAGCAAUCAAAAGCUUGGCCCGCCUUAUUCGGUCGUAAAUAUUGAUUCAUCUCUAGGAUUAUCUGCUCCAGCAUCCAGGAAAGUUUGUGAAGCUUACGAUGAUCCAAAGGAUAUGUCCUUCGAUCAUGAUGAAAAUAAAUAUCAGCGAAAGUCAGCUAUAGAAUGGUUCCGAAGAUGGUGGAAAUUGAUUUCGAGAGCCCCAGUGCGACGAAAAACCACGGGAUAUCUAUACAAGAAAUAUGCAAUACUAACCAUCGUUGGCAUAUUAUUUUUCAUUGGAAUUAUCCUGCUCUUUUCGUGGCUGGGUAGAAUGGCGACGGAUGGUGAUCCAAGUUUUGAUAUAAUUGCAAAUCCUAAUCUGAAAUUUGGCGAGAAAUCUGUAAUGUAAUGUAUUUUGUAUCAUAAGUGACAACAAUCAGCAGUCGUGGGAAAUCGAUGAAUCUUUAAAAUGCAGAAGAUAUGGCAAUCAUGAAAUAUAUAAUUGAAGAUAUGCCAUUACAAUAUGCGAGAAUGCACAAUUUUGUGGGACAGUAGGACAUAUCUAUUAUAAGUUAGUGUACGUAACAUUUGUUAAUUUUAAUUUUUAUGUAAAUUAUACUUCACUUCGAAGUUGUACAUUUAAAUCUGUAAAGGCUUAUCAAUUUCUAUGAUAAAUGAUACUCUAUGAAACUAUUGUACCAAAA